Molecule: messenger RNA, 503 nt
Organism: Cryptotermes secundus
Lineage: Eukaryota; Metazoa; Arthropoda; Insecta; Blattodea; Kalotermitidae
Product: protein Asterix
Exons: 4
Coding region: 98-442 (114 amino acids)
Biological process (GO): protein insertion into ER membrane
Cellular component (GO): endoplasmic reticulum membrane
Molecular function (GO): protein folding chaperone
Source: RefSeq, a predicted model, not a curated record
UCGAUUUCAUUGCGUGACAUGAAAACAGUGGUGGUGUAAUUGGUGUUAGGUUAUACAGUUUUAUAAUUAAUAGUUUUAAUAUUCAUUGUCUGAAAUAAUGCAUGGGAACGGGCCAGGUAGCUCAGAUCCAAGAAGACCUGAUAAACAGCAUCGGUACAAGCCACCACCACCAAGUGCCCAGGCAGCUCCAGGAGAGGAUUUGACACCAGAUUAUAUGAACAUUUUAGGCAUGAUAUUCAGCAUGUGCGGCUUAAUGAUGAGAUUAAAAUGGUGUGCUUGGGUGGCACUGUAUUGUUCCUUCAUCAGCUUUGCCAACUCACGAACAAAUGAUGAUACAAAACAGAUUCUAAGUAGUUUCAUGUUGUCUAUUUCUGCAGUUGUCAUGUCCUAUUUGCAAAACCCACAACCCAUGAAUCUGCCAUGGUCAACAGUUUUUGUAUGACAUUUUAAACUGUAUUGUAGAUUGUAAUUAAAUCCUGCUUAAUACAUUUUUCUUCAUCUGG